AUGGGUCAUGGCAGCAGCGGCGACGGUGGCGGCGGAGGAGACGGAGCUCUGGCCGUGGUGCCCGUGGAAGCCAAGCCGCAGCCGCAGAUGCAGCGACAGACCGCCCUCGACGUGCCGCCCUUCCUCAUCUUCGAAAAGUGCAGGGCGCCGGAGCUCUUGGAAUGCCAUGCCUGCCACCUCCCCCUCAAACCGCCUAUCUUCUCGUGCGACGACGGGCAUCUGAUGUGCUCGUCCUGCCGCGGCGCGCACGGCGAGGACUGCGGCCGCGUCGCCGCCCCCUGCCGCCUGGCAGACGCCUACGCCGGCGCCGUCAAGCUGCCGUGCGACUACGUCAAGUUCGGCUGCGAGGCGGGGCUCGUCGUCUACCACGACUCCGUGGACCACCGCCGCGCGUGCCAGCACGCGCCCUACUGCUGCCCUGAGCGCGACGGGCCCUGGGGCGGCGGUGGCUGCGACUUCACCGGCUCCCGGGAAAUGCUCCUCGAGCACAUCUCCACGAACCACUCCCGCCAGGCCAUCCUCAUGCGCCACGACCAGACGGGGAGGCUCAGCCUGCCACUGGCACGGCGCUGGCAGGUCCUCGUCGACCAGGACGACAUGGCCAACCGGCAUCGGAGCGUGUUCCUCGUGAUCUUGGCCGAGCGCGACAAGGACGCCGCGGUGUCGCUGGUGUGCGUCAGGGCGGACGGCGACGCACCGGGCGCGCCGCAGUUCUCGUACAAGCUCGCUGUGGAGCACACCGGCAGUGGCGCGAGGGUGACGUUCGAGUUGCCGGUCAUGAAAAGCAGCUCCCUGCCCGCUGGCACGCCAUGGCCGGACGAGUUUACGUCCCUGUCGGUGCCGAAAGCGUAUCUGUCUGACGACAUUGUCCCCCUCAACAUCCACAUUGACAAACACGUCGCUCCUCCUCCCCCUCCUGCUGCCGCCCCUACUAGUCCUCCUCUUCCUCCUCCUCCUCCUCCUCUUCCUCCUGCUGCCUCGGCUACCACGGCCGUCAAGUCCGCGCCUAUUGAUCAAGGCAGCAAGAAACGAAAAUCUACCAAUCCGAAGAAACUCUAG
Messenger RNA from Triticum urartu, 1059 nucleotides. The record is from RefSeq and is a predicted model, not a curated record. NCBI's taxonomy places the organism in Eukaryota, Viridiplantae, Streptophyta, Magnoliopsida, Poales, Poaceae.